CUGAAAUGCUAUUAUUGUUCCGAACGAUCCCAAAUAUCCCAUAGUCACGCUUCGUCUUGCUCCCGCCUGCGGUUUGUCAACAUGGUGCUGGAGGCAACUGUGAUUUGUAUCGAUAAUUCGGAAUGGAUGAGGAACGGGGAUUACUCGCCCAGCCGGCUCCAGGCCCAGGCCGAUGCUGUUAAUAUCAUCUGUGGAGCUAAGACUCAGUCGAAUCCAGAGAAUACUGUCGGAGUGCUGACAAUGGCCGGGAAGGGUGUGCGAGUUCUUGUCACUCCAACCAGUGAUCUGGGAAAGAUCUUAGCUUCCAUGCAUGGGUUAGAAAUUGGUGGUGAGAUGAACUUGACUGCGGGAAUCCAGGUUGCUCAAUUGGCACUUAAGCAUCGCCAAAAUAAACAACAGCAACAACGGAUCAUAGUUUUUGCUGGAAGUCCAAUCAAAUACGAUAAGAAGGCGUUAGAGGUGAUCGGGAAAAAGUUAAAAAAGAACAAUGUCACUCUUGAUAUUGUUGAUUUUGGAGAAUCUGAUGAUAGCAAACCUGAAAAGUUGGAGGCUCUUCUUGCUGCAGCAAACAAUAAUGAUAGCAGUCACAUAGUUCAUGUUCCUCCUGGUCCCAAUGCUCUUUCAGACGUACUUCUAAGCACACCUGUAAUUUCUGGAGAUGGGAAUAGUGGAAGUGGCUUUGCUGCUGCUGCAGCUGCUGCAUCUGCAGUUGGUACAAAUGCCUUUGACUUUGGAGUGGAUCCUAACCUAGAUCCUGAACUUGCUCUUGCACUUAGAGUUUCAAUGGAAGAGGAAAGGGCGAGGCAGGAAGCCGCUGCUAAAAAGGCUGCGGAGGACGCUGAUAACCAAGAGAAAGGCAAUGAGUCAGCAUCGAGCUCUCAGGAUGCAUCUAUGGCUGAAGCAGUUAGCAAUUCAACAAUUGCAGCUGAUCACAAAAUGCAUGACCAAACGGAAGAUGAGGCUGCAUUGCUAGAGCAAGCACUUGCGAUGUCUAUGGAUGAUGCUAAGUCUUGUGGUUCAAUUAUGCCAGAUACUGAUAUGUCAGAUGCUGCUACGGAUGAUCCAGAGUUGUCUGCUGCCCUUCAAUUGUCUUUGUCAAAGGGUGAUGUAGAAGACAUGCCGACUCAGACUGAGAUGAGCAAGGUGCUAGAGGACCAAUCAUUUGUUUCAUCCAUUCUUAACUCGCUCCCUGGUGUCGAUCCUAAUGACCCUUCGAUGAAGGAUUUGUUGGCAUCUUUGCAAGGUCAAUCAGAGCCACAACAAAAGCAAAAUGAAGAUAAGACCGAAAAUGACGGUGACAAGUAAAUGUUUUCAAGAUUGCUCACGAAGAUGAAAACUUCAUUCCGAAGGGUGAGGAUAUGUCAAGAUGGAUGAUAACCAAGACUACUCUUGUUGUCAAGUAAGGGUAUGAGUUCUUGGAAAGUUAUAAACACAAGCAUCCCUUUAAAUUUAAUGACUUUUCCAUACCAUAAUUCUGUUCUGGCUGAACCCUGUUUCUCUCAGAUGGUCAAGCUUUCAUUGAACAUUUUGUUUUCUAAUGGAGUUUGUGCACAUAAUUCAGUUUCUACUUUUCAUCGUUGGCUCUAAUAUUUGCUAAAUGGAUUUUUAUUUUCAA
Dioscorea cayenensis subsp. rotundata (Guinea yam) is the source of this 1615-nucleotide messenger RNA. RefSeq names its product 26S proteasome non-ATPase regulatory subunit 4 homolog. The transcript is spliced from 11 exons. The record is from RefSeq and is a predicted model, not a curated record. Gene Ontology annotation, molecular function: polyubiquitin modification-dependent protein binding. Gene Ontology annotation, biological process: proteasome-mediated ubiquitin-dependent protein catabolic process. The coding region runs from base 82 to 1305 and encodes 407 amino acids. Gene Ontology annotation, cellular component: cytosol; nucleus; proteasome regulatory particle, base subcomplex. Lineage: Eukaryota; Viridiplantae; Streptophyta; Magnoliopsida; Dioscoreales; Dioscoreaceae.